UUUUUUUGUCAUUCACGACAAAUUAUGGGGGGAAAACUGAAUGCUAUAUCCGCACUGCCAUCUUGUGGGCAACUCUACUUCCAUGUUGGUCAUGCGCGCAGAGUGAAUUCCUGGCUAAAACCGGAGAGAUUAACGAAACGGCUGGUGGUGUCGUUCUUCCUCUCUUCUGCUUGAGCUUUUAACGGUGAAAUUUGAUUUGAUAAUCUCUGGAAGUAUGUCUUUUUGCACAUUUUCUGGUGGUGAAAUCUUUAAAGAUCACUUUGAAAGUGGUAUGUAUGUGUGCUCAGAGUGUGGCCACGAACUCUUCUCUAGCAGGACCAAAUACGAUCAUUCGUCCCCCUGGCCAGCAUUCACUGAAACUAUUCACGAGAAUAGCGUCUCGAAGAAAGAGGAAAGGCCGGGAGCAUUUAAGGUUCGUUGUGGAAAGUGUGGAAAUGGACUGGGCCAUGAAUUCGUGAACGACGGACCCAGGCAUGGACAGUCGCGCUUUUGAAUAUUCAGCAGCUCGCUGAAAUUCGUCCCUAAAGACACGGGCGGUCAUUAAGGCGAGCUGUGUGAGAAGGUGGUGAACGUACGGUAGGAAUGUAACGGAGGUGGGCAGUCAUGGUGCGCAGUGGGGCCUGUUGAUGACGUGUGCUGAUCUAAAGCCCAGAACGGGAAGGUCAGGACACAGAUGUACCUGUGGUCUCACUGUCCAUCCAGGGCCACCAUGCUCCAAAAACACCUGGCUCUAACAAGCAGUCAACACGCACAAAUUGCACAUUCAAGAUUUGUUAAAAAUUGUGGACAUUACAUAUUGCAUCAUAUCAUAGAUUACUGGAAGGUUUGAUUAUGGUUAUGGAAUUUAGCACAUGCUUUUGUCCAAAGCGACUUACAAAAUAAAACAAUACAAUAGUUAAAAACAGUAUACCAUUUGAUAAGACUAGGCUUACAUGAAAAUAGUGAUAAUAACAAUAUCUAUGCAAUAUCAAUGACAAUUAAAAUAAAACAAUUACCAUAAAUGUAUGAACCAUAACUCACAAGAACCACUUUACUAAUUAAGUGUAAGCAGAAUAUAUAUGGAUACAAUUCAUGCCUAAGUCAAAGUAGACAGAAGUUUGAUAUCAGCAAUGCCUGUGAAAAAUGUAUGAUUGCUCCUUCUGUUUUAUUUCAUGAAGAUAUAACUUUUCUGUAUUCACAGUAUGUGUAUUGCAAUAAAACACUGAAUCACAAGAUAUAAA
Sardina pilchardus (European sardine) is the source of this 1220-nucleotide messenger RNA. It is a transcript of the gene msrb1a, whose product is annotated as methionine sulfoxide reductase B1a. NCBI's taxonomy places the organism in Eukaryota, Metazoa, Chordata, Actinopteri, Clupeiformes, Clupeidae. Gene Ontology annotation, cellular component: nucleus. Gene Ontology annotation, biological process: protein repair. The record is from RefSeq and is a predicted model, not a curated record. Gene Ontology annotation, molecular function: peptide-methionine (R)-S-oxide reductase activity; L-methionine (R)-S-oxide reductase activity. The transcript is spliced from 4 exons.